AUGUCAAGGGGUCAUCAGCAACAAAUGGAGGAAGACUACAACAUGGAGAGCUCAAUUACAGUGAGAGAUCGAGGUAUAGUCGAGACCCAAGCGAGACAGCGCCACAGGAGGGAUCUGGACAUGCCAAUCAGCGACCUCUUCAGAUCGACUCAGCCGGCCGUAUCCUAUGGCCAACCCCGCUCCCGCAGGCAAGGGGACUACCGAGACUAUUCCCCGUACAAGACGCCAAUCAGAGAACGAUCUUCUAUUCCGAGGCCCUCGGUCCUCAGGGGAACGGACGACGACGAAGAAACGAAUAUGGACGUGGAAGAACGCCGAAUCGAGCACCCCUUUGGAGAAAUCAUCGGGCAGGAAAUCGAACGGAGAGGAGCCCCAGUGGUUCAGCAGCUGAGUCGCGGACUUGGAGACCUCACUGUGAGCGUCCAAGACCUCCCUAUAAUCAGGGACAUCACUCGGCAGCACUCCGCGCAGCUCGCCCAGCAGCACGAAGAGCAGACCAAACUUAUCCGCGAGUUGCAGAUGAAGUUCGGCCAGGACCAAGAGGAACGGGAGCGCCGCGAAGGGAUCAUUCUCGCGCAAGUGCGGGCAGAGGCGGCCGCAACCACUACGAACCUCGGCCAAGUCUUGGACCAAAUCGUUACCACCACUAGGGCCCACCAACAGCGACAGGAAGAGCAGACCCAGCAUAUAAACAUGCUGGCUGACUGGAUCCAAAAGCUGCCAAAAGAAGGCCCAGCCCAAGUCCCAGAAGGCGUAGCAGCCACACUGGUACAAUUGGAGAAGACCAUGCGGCAGCAGGCCUCACUGGUGGACGGUUUCUCCGGAACAAAGACGGCCCUAGAAGAAAUGAUGGAGCAGUUGAAGGAAACAGCCCGUAAAACGACUGCGGAAAAACCACUGGCCCCAGAAACAGGUGGCGGUGGAUCAGGCCCACCUCCUAACCCGCCUCCCCAACAACCAGUCGCCCCUCCAGCCGGCUCCGAAUCCAGUGAAGACCUCGAAGACCAUGGCAAUCCGGAAGGAGGUCAAGGAGCACAAGGUGGAGGUAACGGGAAUGGCAAUAAGGGAGGUAACGCUCCAGAAGCACCCGGAUCAUCCCCAUCGGAUUCCUCAGAUUCGGAAGGCGAACGCCGCAAGAGGCUGGAACGAAGGAAACGAAGACACGAAAGGAGGCGCCAACGAGAGCAAGAACUCUCGCACCCCCCUCGUGCCACCGUAGGUGAUGCACCCAAAAAGGCCAACAUUCCCUUCUCCGGAAGAGCCGAUCAAGACGUAAGACUCUGGAUCGACCAGAUGGAGAUUCUAAUCAGUCUCCAGAAGAAGGUCCAAUGGGAUGAUGGCACUAAGAUUAUGUGGGCAUCCCUCGAGUUUACCGGUAGUGCGGCAAACUUUUGGCGGAAUUUUACGGAGAGGUUAGCUGUGGAUCGCAGUAUCGGAACCUGGGAACGGUUCAAGCAGGAACUUCGCACCCAAUACGGCAACCGCACGAGUCAGGAACAGGCCAAGCAGAGGAUGGAUAGACUCCGGCAAACUGGCCCAAUCGACGACUACAUCAAUGAGAUGCAGAACCUAGAAUGGGACGCACGAGUUGGACCAGUUGUCAUGAGAUCCAUGAUCCUAACAGGAAUAAACUCCUCGCUGGAACAACGGCUCUCCAAUGCGAUUGAGGAACCAAAUGAUUUCGUGGACUGGUUAGCCUGGGUACGAAAGGUCGGACGAAAGGACCACGAGGUGAAGGCUCGGAAGGAAAUCCUACGAGGUAAAGACACUGCGAAACCUCGUGAGGAAAAAACAGAACGACGGAAAUCGCGCAACAACGCAAAUCCUCGGAAAACUUUUCCCGCAUCAGCCAACAACUCCAAAAACUCGGAUGACUUAGGUGUCACCAGAGAAGAGAAGGAGAAAUGGCAGAAGGAAGGAAAGUGUUUCCGUUGUGGUAGAGAUAACCACUUAGUAAAAGAUUGCGUGGCGACGAGUAAAGUCAGGUUGACGAACCUGAAAAGAAAAGAGUAUCCUUCCGGGAGAAAGGACCACGGAAAGGAGGGUGAUAAGAAACGGAAAUUGGGGCCACAAAAUGAGGCAUUUAGGGCAAGGAUUACGAAUUUGGAGAGCUAA
Molecule: messenger RNA, 2115 nt
Organism: Morchella sextelata
Lineage: Eukaryota; Fungi; Ascomycota; Pezizomycetes; Pezizales; Morchellaceae
Exons: 1
Coding region: 1-2115 (704 amino acids)
Molecular function (GO): nucleic acid binding; zinc ion binding
Source: RefSeq, a predicted model, not a curated record